AUGAAAUUUUAUUUUCAUUUGUUAAGAACGCGUUCAAAAUCGCUUCGAUCAGCGUUACGGACAUCUUCGAAAUCAAAUUUAGGAAUGCGUAAAACGGUACAUUUCGCAGAUUCAUUUGGUAUGGAUCUUGUACAUCAGAAUUAUUAUGAAGCAGAUGAUGUAUCAAUCGAGUUACAAAAAUUUGGUGCAACAUUUUCUUCAUUAACAACUAAAAUUAUCAAACGUCCACGAAAUGUUAUGCUAAGCUUAACAAAAUUACAAGGAACUACUGAUGCAGAAAUUGUCAAUUUAACACGCACUCAAUUCGUUUGCUUACAGAACAUUAAAUUCGUCGAUAUGAAUAUUAUUGGCACCAUAAAUGUCCUUAAUAUCGCAUAUGAAAAGCAGGUAUAUAUCAGAUAUACUCUAGAUAAUUGGAGAACAUAUAUUGAAACAGUAGGAAGAUACAAGUGUUCAAUUAGCGAUGAUAAUGCUAUAGAUCAAUUUACAUUUAUCAUUUCACUUCCCAUUGAUUUCCCGGUUGGUGCAAUAUGUGAAUUCUGUAUACGUUACAUAGUUAAUGGUACCAUAUAUUGGGACAAUUGUAAAGGAGCCAAUUAUGCAAUUAAAGCAAUGGAAAAUAUUCCAAUCGAUAAGAAAUUAAUUGUAAAAUCAUUUAAAUCACCGGAUAAUAUUGAAAAUCAAAAAAACACGGAAGAUUGA
Molecule: messenger RNA, 702 nt
Organism: Loa loa (African eye worm)
Lineage: Eukaryota; Metazoa; Nematoda; Chromadorea; Rhabditida; Onchocercidae
Exons: 4
Coding region: 1-702 (233 amino acids)
Biological process (GO): regulation of glycogen biosynthetic process
Cellular component (GO): protein phosphatase type 1 complex
Molecular function (GO): protein phosphatase 1 binding; glycogen binding
Source: RefSeq, a predicted model, not a curated record